Amoebophrya sp. A120 is the source of this 2180-nucleotide messenger RNA. The record is from the annotation of a GenBank genome assembly. Lineage: Eukaryota; Dinophyceae; Syndiniales; Amoebophryaceae.
CGGCGGAAAAUAGUUUAAGGGAAAUGAGUAUCAACUGCAAAAAUGUCUGGGUCUGGAAGAAUGCAUGUUUGUCAUGCUUGUCUGGUAUGACUCUUUAAAUCUGUCAUGCACGUUACCCAAGAGCCCCACUUUUCUGCCAUGCAGAAACGCAGUUGGUCAUGUAGAAUAGGCAACACCUAGAAGCUCAGCAACUUGUCAUGCUGAGCCAGCACUUGUUGCCUCCUCAUGAUACGCCACCCAGCAUCACAAGUUUCCAGAACCAGACAUAUUUGCAUUUUAUAGUGAGCGAGAACAGAAGUAGUGCUAGUACUAGCGGACGCGUCGGUAGUACAGCAACCGCGACCACGGGGGGGACAACCUCCAGCGGCGGUCCGUCGGACCAGAACAGCGGAAGCACAGACAGCAGCGCGGUAGAAGUUCUUGGCGGCGCAGUAGAGAAGGAGUUGUUAAGACAAGGUAGCAGCACUGGUGGCACAACUACUUCUAGAGGUAACAAUAAAGGCGGAGUUUCAUCAUCAUCAUCAUCUGACCACGCGAACGGUGUCAAAAGCGGAAGCAACUCGGCUUCCUCCUCCAGCACCUCCGCAAAUCGGUCCUCACGUCCGGUGUCGACUAGUGCAACGAAGCAGAAGGGGGCUGGAUCAGACGUGUUGCAUGGAGAGAAUGAAAAUAAAUCUGAGAAAGCGAUGCGAGCUAGCAGCGCCGGCGGUAAUGUUGUUGUGCUGCAUCAGCAGGGGAAGAACACGAACAACAUUAACAAGUCCACUUCGAGCAUUGAGGAGAUUACCGAGGGGAGCAGCUCCAGAGCAGUGUCGUCUACUGCUGUCGAUGGCACGAAGCCCGUGACUUCUGGCGAAGUACCAGCAGACGCAGCAACUUCCCGCAAUAUGUCUUACGCGGCACUUUACGGCGGCGCCGCGACUUUGAAGGACGCGUUACUCUCGCAACAGGCGUUGACUUUACGGCAGGAGAAAGAGCGGCGGGAGCGGGUAAACAAAGAUAAUGAGGGAGUAGUAGGAACGACGACAUCUUCUGCUUCCAACUCUUCCUCCUCCGAAAUGGAACAUGAGGCCGUGCAGCCCUUGCGACCCAAGGAGCACAUUUAUUGUGAGGAAAAAUCCCCCCUCCCCAUAUCGAAAAGGCAUGUUUCCGAAAAUUUGUGUUGCUGAUUUCAGGUCACAAAUCACAUCUGUCUUGCAAGAAGACAAGGGCAAAAGGUUCGCCCCCAUUAUGGCUGCGAUUUGUCAUGCUGUCGGGCCUAAAGGGGAGCCGUUUGCCAUGCUGAGCAACUAGAAGACCGAUACGCCCCUACAUAGCCUGGGGAUCUGGCCGCGAUGCCUUCCUGCAAUACAAGGCCGAUUUGUGUACACAAAUCCCGCAUCACAGAUUUCCAUUUCGAUAUGGGGUAGGGAGAUUUUUCCUUUUGAUAACAUUCCGCGGCUGUCCACCGAGCUGCCGCCGGAGUUCGACGGGGACUGGAAAAAGUGGCGCGAAAAGGAAGCUAAGAGAGUGCACAACUCCCCCUUCCCCUCGUUUGUCAUGCAAAACCCAAAUUCAAGCGCUGCUUUGUGGCACUGUCUGCAUGCCAGGUUCAUCCGGAAGCCCAAACAGUACUACACUAGGCGCGUGAAUUUGCCAUGCACAGGCUCCACGUGUGUCGGGAUUUGUAUUGCUGCUCAUGCCAUACAAAUGAGGGGGAGGGGGGCUUGUGCACUCUCAUAGAAGCCGCCGCGGAGCGCUUAGCAGCAGAGCAGGUGGAGAUCGCGAAGCGAGAAAGGGAAAUCAACAUCGCGAUGGGGAGUCAAGCGUUGGCGCGGGCUGCGAGAUUGAACCAAGCUUCAUCGAAUCGGCAAGGCGGAGAACAAGACGGGGUACUAGACCACGAGGACGGGACCGGAACUUCGCCGGAAAAGAAGCAGAAAAUCACCAACAGCAUGCUCACGAACGCGUACAUCAUGGCGCGGCUGGCUGCGAAAGCCAAGCGGCCGAAGAGCAGUCCGAGCACGAAGGGGGGAGGAACAAGCGGUUCAGGAACUACUACGGACGGAGCUGCAGCAGGUAGUAGAACCGCCUCGAAAGCAGCAGCAGCACAGGGCGGCGCUGCAGGUCCUAGGGGGGAGUCGCGGAAGACGUCACGUUCGAAGUCAAAAGGUUCCGCGUCGGCGGGCGGUGGUGCCGGG